Messenger RNA from Penaeus indicus, 1905 nucleotides. RefSeq lists its product as uncharacterized. Lineage: Eukaryota; Metazoa; Arthropoda; Malacostraca; Decapoda; Penaeidae. Bases 76 to 1905 code for a protein of 609 amino acids. Gene Ontology annotation, molecular function: single-stranded RNA binding; zinc ion binding; double-stranded RNA binding. Gene Ontology annotation, cellular component: precatalytic spliceosome. The transcript is spliced from 13 exons. The record is from RefSeq and is a predicted model, not a curated record.
GGACUGGCCACAGAGUGAUAGUGUUAUGUAGUGCCCCAUGAUGGUAAGUGUGCCGGAAAUGGAAACUUUAGUAGUAUGUGUAAGAAUUUUCGUCGGAAUGUAGCACUUGAGACGAGUGUGUGCACAACCCAGAUCACCUAUUCCACCACAAACUCUGUCCCUGUUGCAGUGCAGGAGGGCCUUUUAAUAAGACAAGUUCUGGGAGAGCAGGAGUUUUACGAAUGUGUGGUGUGUCACAGUUCUAUGUCUGGCAUUGUGCCAGCAAAGUCGCAUCUGGAAGGGUCCCGCCACCUCAAGGCCCUACGGAACAAGGUCUAUACUUCAGUCCUCACGAGUGCGAACCCAAAUACUUCCCAAGAUGGCCCUGGCCUCAGCCGAUCAUUCCAGGACCUUUCCCUUGCAGACGCCACAUACGGUUGCUCUGAUGACUAUGAAAUUUCUGCCGCCAUGAAAAGAGGAAUAAUAUCAGAGAAAUGCUUGAAUAAUAUGACAUUCUUCGAAUGCAACGUGUGCAACAUCAUGUGCACGGGGACAGCCAGCGUCUCAGAACACCUGCAAGGAGAGCAACAUCACAAGAAGCUUAAGCGACAGGUACAUCCAGAAGAGAAAGAGUGCAGGGUUGUUGACAUACCUGACAGUAAAUUUGGAAAGGUGAUAUCAGACGAGGAGCUAAUAGAACGAAGAAUCUUCAACGGAGCUUUGCACUACCACUGCAGACUCUGCAAUAGUUCUUGCACAGGAGAGGAGAACCUGAACCAACACUUGACAGGUAGACAACAUCUGAGAGCAAGAAGGAACCGAAAUUUGGGAGACUCAGCUGCAGCUUUUCAGACCAACAGUCCUGCGAGCAGGCAAACAGCAGCUGCCUUUACACCAGUACAGACAAAUAUCCAAGACCAGUUCACAUAUGACAGACUAAUGGCAGAGAGAGCAGCUGAUAGCUAUUACUGCAAUGUUUGCAAUAUCUCGUGCACAGGGAAAGAAAACUUUGACCAACAUGAAAGAGGAAAGCAACACCAGAAAGCACUAAAUAGAAGGCCAAUAAGUGGAGGUGGGAUAUCUGCAACACCCACCUUAUCCAGAGUAAAUGUUAAUCCAAAUAUGCUGGUUGCGCCUGAAGUGGGGCAGCGUCCCUCUCUCCCAGUUGCUGGUUUUGGGUGUGUACCACCUGUGAGGACCGAGGAGAACGAAUCAAAAGACCUAGUGGGACUGGCAAUGGAGAAUGGAUAUAUAAUUAAGACAGACGUUGGUUACUUCUGCCUGAUAUGUGAGAUAACCUGCUCUGGGAUUGUGCCUGUGACGGACCACCUGGCAGGGGACACUCACCAGAGGAAUCUGCAUUCCAAGCAGUUUUCCCAUAGGCGAUCCCCCCCCAAGCUUUUUAGGCCCAGCAAGCAUUCCACAAGGAAAGGUACAGAACCAGGUGAUGCAUGUCCUGAUAUUAGUUUAUUACUGAAGCUGAAUGAAGGAGUAUAUCACCUUUCUCGUGUUGAAGUUCCUGUGAUGUGUGAAGUGGGCACUAGCAACAAGGAAGGUGCCGGUGUAAUAGUUGAGAUCGACGAGACGCUGCUCGUGCGCCGAAAGUAUAAUAGGGGCAGACAGUUGAGCCAGGUGUGGGUCUUUGGGGUAUUCUGCGUGAGUAAGAAGAAGUUCAUUGUGCCUUUAGUUGGCACUGAUCGCAGUGCAGGCACGCUCAUACCCCUUAUUUGGAAAUAUAUAAAACUAGACAGUGUGAUAUACAGUGAUGGAUGGGCUGCCUGCCGUAACCUACAACAGCAUGGUUACAAACAUAUGAGUAUUAAUAAUUCCGAGAACUUUGUAGACCCACACGACCUACAAAUACACACAAAAUAUAGAGAGGUUGUGGAGGGACUUGAAGGAAUGGGUCAAGCGGCCAGGCAUUAG